This is a messenger RNA of Oryza brachyantha (malo sina), 1690 nucleotides long. RefSeq names its product probable dolichyl pyrophosphate Man9GlcNAc2 alpha-1,3-glucosyltransferase. The coding region runs from base 51 to 1610 and encodes 519 amino acids. NCBI's taxonomy places the organism in Eukaryota, Viridiplantae, Streptophyta, Magnoliopsida, Poales, Poaceae. The record is from RefSeq and is a predicted model, not a curated record. Gene Ontology annotation, molecular function: dolichyl pyrophosphate Man9GlcNAc2 alpha-1,3-glucosyltransferase activity. Gene Ontology annotation, cellular component: endoplasmic reticulum membrane. The transcript is spliced from 6 exons. Gene Ontology annotation, biological process: protein N-linked glycosylation.
UUCUCCAAACAUUUGAACCAGCAGUUCGAGAUCCGCGAGAGGGGAACCAGAUGGCGAAGCCGAAGAAGCCGCGGACCACGGCCCCAGAUCCGCCCACCGGCGAUGCUCGCCUCCCAUGGCACCCGCCGGCGCCGCCUGUCGCCACCGGGCUCCUCAUCUCCCUCGCCGCCCUCCUCGUCCGCGUGCUCAUCUCCGUCGGCCCCUACUCCGGCCAGGGCGUGGCGCCCAAGUUCGGCGACUACGAGGCCCAGCGACACUGGAUGGAGCUCACCCUCCACCUCCCCUCCUCCGACUGGUACCGCAACACCUCCGACAACGACCUCGCCUACUGGGGCCUCGACUACCCGCCCCUCUCCGCCUACCAGAGCCGCCUCCAUGGCCUCCUGCUGAACUCAUCGCUCCCCGACGCAGUCGCACUCCGCUCCUCUCGCGGCUUCGAGUCCCCGGAAUCGAAGCUUCUGAUGCGCUGGACGGUGCUGUCGUCCGAUCUGGUGGUGUUCUUCCCGGCGGCGCUGUGGUUCGUGUGGGCAUACUUUAAGCAUGGGGUUGGUGGAACUGGAGAGGAGGGAGCGGCGGGUUGGACGUGGUUGCUUGCCAUUUGCCUGAUUAACCCAUGUUUAGUAUUGAUCGAUCACGGCCAUUUUCAGUAUAAUUGCAUCAGCCUUGGGUUGACGCUUGGAGCUAUUGCGGGUGUUUUUUCAAGGCACGAGCUUGUUGCUGCUGCGCUCUUCAGUCUUUCGAUCAAUCACAAGCAGAUGAGCCUGUAUUUUGCACCUGCUUUUUUUGGGCAUCUUCUGGGAAAAUGUAUGAAGCGAAAGUAUCCAAUUGUUGAGGUCAUGAAACUUGGUUUUGUUGUACUGGGAACAUUUGCUCUUGUUUGGUGGCCAUUUUUUCAUUCUUAUGAGGCUGCUAUGCAGGUGAUCUCUCGAUUAGCUCCAUUCGAGAGAGGCAUAUACGAGGACUAUGUUGCCAAUUUUUGGUGUAGCACUUCAGUCCUUAUCAAGUGGAAGAGGCUGUUUGCAAUAAAACCCCUGAAACUCAUGAGUCUUUCUGCCACCAUCUUGGCUUUCCUGCCUUCAUUUGUUCAGCAAGUCAGAUCACCAAGUAAUAUUGGCUUUCUUUAUUCUCUAUUGAACAGCUCAAUUUCGUUCUACUUAUUCUCAUACCAAGUGCAUGAGAAAUCAAUUUUGCUUCCUCUUUUGCCUGCAAGCCUUUUAGUACUAGAAGAACCUCAGUUGUAUGGAUGGUUCAUGUACUUUGCCCUUUUCUCAAUGUACCCACUUAUCUGCCGUGAUCAGCUUCUUCUACAAUAUAUAGCCAUUCUUGGUCUCUACGGUCUUAUUUACUACUCACCUGGUGGGAGCUACAAAAAGGGGGUGAACAUUCCAUCUGGAGCCAAGGCAGUUAUGAGUCUGACAUUGUUGUGCUCAUUGUUACUCCAAAUUAUAUACCUGCGAAUAGAGCCCCCCAAGAGGUGGCCUUUCCUCUUUGAUGCGCUGAUAAUGUUCAUUUGUUUUUCACAAUUCGUCAUUCUAACACUGUACAGCAAUUAUAAGCAAUGGAUGUUGGAUUCCCAUUCCAGAUCGAUACGUAGGAAGAAGGAUGUAUGAUCCAAAAUUUUGAAAGCUAAUGUAACAUUGUGUGUUCUCUCUUGUAAUGAAACUGAUUCAUUUUUUAUUGAAAGGAUGAA